AUGCAACAACUCUGGUACCAGUGUGCUGUUGGAUUUGGUAAAAAAGGCUUUUGUCAUCAUCUGUUCUACAAAGAAAAUGAGAAAGGUUUCAUAGUUUCACUGAGGAAUGACGGUGGAGAUGAAUUAUUCAAUGUUGAUGAAAAACGUAAACUGCAGCUUCCUGCUUGGACUGCUGGUUAUUAUCCAGAUAAAUUAAGGACACUGGCUGCCAGAAGUUUGGCUUUGUUUUCUGAAAGUCAGACGAUGAAACGUCUUAAUGGAGGUCCUUUAGUGAAACACAUUAUAGAAAAAAUCCAGUCACAAAGUAACACUUCAAGAACUGUGUCUCCAAAAUUUCUCAUGUUUUCUGCCCACGAUGUUACCAUUGUGAAUGUUCUCCAAACUAUGGGGUUCACAGAGCUAUUAAAGCCACAGUAUGGUGCAGCAGUUAUCAUUCAACUUCAUUCAACAAAUGACAGUGGUUAUGAAGUUAAGGUAUUGUAUUUGAAUAAUGCUUCUGACAGUGAGCUACAUGUUCUCAACACUCCUGGUUGCACAGACAAGUGUCAUUUGCAGCAAUUUGUAGAUCUGAUGAAACCUGUUUUACCAGAUGACUGGACAGUGGAAUGUCAAAAGCUAGACAGCUAA
Schistocerca serialis cubense is the source of this 627-nucleotide messenger RNA. Its product is annotated as putative acid phosphatase 5. The transcript has 5 exons. Lineage: Eukaryota; Metazoa; Arthropoda; Insecta; Orthoptera; Acrididae. Gene Ontology annotation, biological process: dephosphorylation. The coding region runs from base 1 to 627 and encodes 208 amino acids. Gene Ontology annotation, molecular function: phosphatase activity. The record is from RefSeq and is a predicted model, not a curated record.